CGGGCGGCGAUGGCGGCGGAGCGGCGGCGCCGGGUGGGCGGCGGCCUGGGUGAGCUUCUCCUCCGGAUACGUAAAGAAGGAAAGGACAAUAUCCCUGAACAUCCCUAUCUCUACGAGACCGAUGUAGAGAUCUCAUUGGUUGGUGGCAGUUGUAAAAGUCCUGUUGAGAAGUUUUGGAAUGGAAGCAGUGCAAUGUAUAUUUUGCAGAAAGCUACGCACAAUAAAGAAAGUGACUCCAUGGAGGAAUCAAGAACAGAUGAUGAUGAUGUUUAUGCAUCUGAGAUUUUUCCAAAGGAGAGUCCUGGAGCCCUGGCUCUUUCUGUUGGAAGAGCAAAGCAGUUGAUCUCCUUGUACACCAUGGUGCAAAACCCAAACGUGAGCAAUGUGGGGAUGAGUGACCUGGUUGUGCUUCCUCCCCUCUGGGCCAGGUGUGAUGGCUGUGACCCUCAGCACACCUGCUGGAUUGGAGCUGAGCCUCUCAAGGCUGGAAACAAAGUCACAGGGCUCAAUAUUUACACAGUUUCAUGUGAUGGUCCUACAGCUGAUAAAACUCGUUUUGCAAACCUGGAAGAGCUCAAAAUGGAACAUAAAAUAAGACAUCAUUCAUCUGUUGUGACAACAAAAGGAUUUGCUCAGUAUGAGCUGAUUACAGCUGCUGCAAUAGAGGACACCAUUGCAGAAUCUGGGAGCAACAUCUGUGUGGAUAUCACAUGGAAUGGUGUGGAAAAGAUUCUGGAGACUCCCCCACUGAUCUCUGCUGCCACCCUGAAUAUUGCCCUGGAGUCAGGGGACCCCAGAAGUCCCGUGUUCCAGCUGUACAGAGAGCUGCAGUUCCUCUUGGCUUUGGCUGAAGGUGUGAGGACGGGUGUGACUGAGUGGCCUGAGCCAUCAGAGUCUGAAUCAGCUCUUAAACUGGUGCAGGAAUUUCUGACUGAUUUAAAGAAGAAGCUGGAUGGAGAUUAUAUAUUUGGAAACAGGAAUGAAACAGAGAAAAUCAAGUGUGACACAGCUGCUGUGGACAGUUGCAUAAAAUCAAUCUUUGGUGAGCGAGGAGACCUGGAUUUUACUGAGCAAUUAUGGUGCAAAAUGAAAAGUGUCAGUUCAUAUCAGGAGUUAAUAGACUGUUUCACACUGGUCAUAAAAUCCCUGGAACAUGGUGAGAUACAGCCAUGGAUUCAUCAAGGGAGUAGCAGUUUCUUAAGUCAGUUGAUCCAACAGUCCUACCAUGGAAAGAUGGAGGAUGUUUCCCUCAGUGACAUCACUCCCAUUCAGAUGCUCCUGGAGAUUGGCUUGGAGAAGAUGAAGAAGGAUUAUGUCAGUUUUUUCAUAGGCCAGGAACUUGCAACAGUAACCUACUUGGAUUACUUCAUUUCCACAUCAGUGGAUCUGCAGGAACAAGUGCACCGUGUUCAAAAGCUUCACCAUAUGCUGGAAAUAAUGGUCAGCUGUACAGGCUUACUGCAGUUCAGACAUGAGAACCUCUUCCCUUUGACACAGAUUUGCAUGAAGUAUUACAAGGAGAACCCUCUGAAUGAGAAGCAUGUGUUUCAGCUGCCCAUCACACCAGCUCUGGUGAAGAAAUUCUAUCAAAAUGAUAACCCUGAAGUCUGGAAGGUGGAGAUAAGUAGUGGGCAUGGACAGAAGGAGGUUAAAACAACAUGGCAAGUCAGUACCAACGCUCCAGUUGAACAUGGGACAGCAAACAAUUCAGGUUUCUUUUCUGACUCCACAGUAAAUGGAAGCAGUGAAGAAAGGCUGUAUUUUAUUACCAUGACUCAGUGCAGUCAGGUGCAGUUCACUUAAGUUGAUGUUACUGAGCAGACAGGACUGGAAAGGUACAAAAAGGGGGAAAAUAUAGUGUCUUCUGUCCCAACAGAACUUUUAGAAACACUUAAACAGUUCAUUUUCACUGAUUUAUUUGCUUUAUUACACUUAAGUGGGACCUCCACAACCACAAUUCACCUGUAGCACCUCAUUUGUGAAAAAUGCAGUGCAAUUGUGACUGUUCAAUGUAAAUAUUUUGUAAAUAUGGUGGAUAUUUUUCAU
Molecule: messenger RNA, 2046 nt
Organism: Ficedula albicollis (Collared flycatcher)
Lineage: Eukaryota; Metazoa; Chordata; Aves; Passeriformes; Muscicapidae
Gene: ZWILCH
Product: zwilch kinetochore protein
Exons: 18
Coding region: 10-1803 (597 amino acids)
Biological process (GO): mitotic spindle assembly checkpoint signaling; protein localization to kinetochore
Cellular component (GO): RZZ complex
Source: RefSeq, a predicted model, not a curated record